Messenger RNA from Salvia hispanica, 2228 nucleotides. Its product is annotated as NagB/RpiA/CoA transferase-like superfamily protein. NCBI's taxonomy places the organism in Eukaryota, Viridiplantae, Streptophyta, Magnoliopsida, Lamiales, Lamiaceae. The record is from RefSeq and is a predicted model, not a curated record.
UCUACCCUCUCAUCCAAAUCCAAUCCCAAAUCCCUUCUCCGCCUAAACCCUAACCCCACAUGGAAUCCCGCCGCGUUCCUCGCACCGUCAGCGACCCCAAGGUCCGCCAGGUCGGAUUCUUCGCUCCGCCCGACCGCUCUCUCUCCGGUCCCCCAGAUCCCGCCUCCUCCCCGCCGCCGCUUUCCAACAUUUCCCCCUCCGGCAACUCCUUGUCCCCCGUCAUGAUCCCGCCUCCUCGCCACCUCUCCACCGACCUCCCCCGCCACCUCCCCCACCCGCACCCGCCGCUCUCCCCUCUCCGCGCUCCCCGCGCCAAUGAGACUUCGGUUCCCGUCGGUAGCUACAAUCCUUCCGAGUUCUCCACCCCUUCUGGUAUCGCCGAUUUCUCGGAGGAUCAGCUAUCUCCGCGUUGGGGGCGGAAGAGUAGCUCUGGGAAAUUCGCUACUUCAUUGCCGUCGGGUGGAUUCGGUAUGGCGGCUGCUAAGAAUAUUAGUGACGCUAAUUCCAAACCUGGCGUUGCAGAUGGAGGGGCGGAUGCGGAAGUGCAGAAGGAGAAGGGCGCAGCUGCAGGGAAGCCUUUGAAAGAGAAGACGACAAAAGCCGAACGCCGGGCAAUGCAAGAAGCACAACGUGCUGCCAAGGCUGCUACAAAAGGUGAAGGAAGCAAGACUGCUGGAGUCAAUGCAGCCAACGCAAUGAAGUCUGCAAAGCCAGCUCCACAAAAGAAAGACAACUCUUCAGUUGCAGCUUCUGAAAGAAAAGGUGGUGACCGUCAAACAGAUAAGGAUAGGAAGAAAGAUGUCCCUCAUCCACGGAUGCAGUUUGAUGAUGAAAACAGAGUUGAGAAGGCAAAGAAGCGGUCUGUAGUAAAACAAGCAGAAGCCCGUAACAGAGUUGAACUCUUUAGGCAUCUACCUCAGUAUGAACAUGGAGCAAGGCUCACUGAUUUGGAAUCGAAGUUCUUCCAAUUAGGUCCUGUUCAUCCUGCUGUGUACAAGGUUGGUUUCCGAUAUCUGACGGGGGAUAUAUCUGGGGGAAAUGCCCGGUGCAUUGCGAUGCUACAAGCAUUCCAAGAAUCAAUCAAGGAUUACUCUACACCGCCUGAAAAAACCCUUAUCAGAGACUUGACUUCUAAAAUAAACUGUUAUGUUUCCUUUCUGAUAGAAUGUAGACCCCUUUCAAUCAGCAUGGGCAAUGCAAUUAGGUUUCUUAAGAGACGAAUUACCAGCUUACCCUUAAACCUUUCUGAAUCAGAAGCAAUUACCAGUCUUGUCUCUGAUAUUGAUCGUUUUAUUAACGAGAAGAUAAUUCUAGCUGACAACGUUAUUGUGAAGCAUGCUGUAACUAAAAUUAGGGAUGGUGAUGUUCUUCUGACAUAUGCAUCGUCUUCUGCUGUUGAAAUGCUACUUUUACAUGCUCAUGAACUUGGAAAACGGUUUCGAGUAGUGAUAGUUGAUUCGCGUCCCAAGCUUGAAGGCAAAAUGCUGCUUCGCAGGCUUGUGGGGAAAGGAAUUAGCUGUACAUACACCCAUAUAAACGCUGUUUCUUAUGUCAUGCAUGAAGUAACAAGAGUUUUUCUGGGUGCAUCUUCGGUGUUGGCAAAUGGAACUGUUUACUCAAGAGUUGGCACAGCAUGUGUUGCUAUGGUUGCCCAUCAGUUCCGUGUCCCUGUCCUGAUAUGUUGUGAAGCAUACAAGUUUCACGAGAGGGUUCAACUUGAUUCUAUUUGCUGUAAUGAACUUGGUGACGCUGAAAUGGUUUCAAGGGUUACCGGUAGAGAGGAUAUCAAUUCUUUAGAUGGUUGGACUAGUAGCGAGAAUCUACAACCCCUGAACCUGCUUUAUGAUGCAACACCUUCCGAUUAUGUAUCAAUGAUCAUAACAGACUAUGGCAUGAUACCACCGACAAGUGUACCAGUUAUAGUCCGAGAAUACGGCAGAGAAUACUUGUUGAUAUAGUGAAAUCCAAGUGAUGUUGCGAUAGAAUCCGGACAGCGGAUGAAAAGGCUAUGUCGACCUGUGUGGUCUUAUAUGUCUCACCAUAAUUUAGUUAUCCCCGUUUUGGAAUAAAGAUAUGCCUGUAUUGUGUAUCCAUUAAAUCUGCUAUCAAUUUUUGAUCUGACCUUGACUGUGAAGAGCGCGAACCUUCCGCCUCUCCGGGCAGUUUUCCGAAUGCUGUAAUAUGUCGUGAGAGUUGCAGAUAGUGAACUGGUUAUGAUUUUUUUGCCA